Messenger RNA from Pararge aegeria (speckled wood butterfly), 1713 nucleotides. Its product is annotated as luciferin 4-monooxygenase-like. Gene Ontology annotation, biological process: fatty-acyl-CoA biosynthetic process; long-chain fatty acid metabolic process. NCBI's taxonomy places the organism in Eukaryota, Metazoa, Arthropoda, Insecta, Lepidoptera, Nymphalidae. Bases 1 to 1653 code for a protein of 550 amino acids. The transcript has 11 exons. Gene Ontology annotation, molecular function: long-chain fatty acid-CoA ligase activity. The record is from RefSeq and is a predicted model, not a curated record.
AUGUCAGAAUGGCACCACAGAACCGAUGCUAUACACUGGUAUAUGCAGGAGUUAUCGUCAAGAGUGGUUGCAGAAUCGGGAAUUCCUGGCGACAGGUACCAUCUUGGUAAAUUGACUCUACGAGGCUUUAAAGACGCUCCAGACUUUCUUUUACAGAUCGACGGAGCAACAGAUGAAAGAGAAAACUUUGGAUCAGCACUAAAAAGAUCUGUACAAUGUGCAAACGCAUUCAGAAAAUUCGGUGUAGAACAAGGAGAUGUUAUAAUACUAAUGGCGCCAAACAAUAUUCAUCUAACUAUACCGAUGUACGCCGCUUUUUAUCUUGGGAUCGCUGUCUCCGGAAUUGAUUGUACCUUGGGAGUUGCUGAGCUCCGUGAUACCUUCCAAUUAAAUGAACCAAAAGUAAUAUUCUGCCUAAGUGAGAGAGCGGACGAAGUUGCAUCAGCAUUAGAUGGUCUGCAAUUCAAAUCAAAAAUAAUCACAUUUGGAAAGGCAGAUGGAUUCACUAGUUUUUCUGAGCUGCUUGAAAAUUAUGGUAGUGAUACGUCCGUUGAAGAUUUUAAAGCUGCAGACUUCGACACCGAUAACACAAUUGGGUUGCUGAUUGCAACAAGCGGCUCAACUGGGUUACCAAAAUCGGCAGCUUGCACCCACAAGAACUUGGCUAUCUCUGUUCCAUAUAAGUGGCUCACUUUCGACCAGUUCCCGGUACCAACUCGGUUGCCAGUGGUCCUCUCACCAGUCCAGUGGUUUUCUGCACUGUUCCUGUUUGUUUCCUCUCCGAUACUAAGACACACGCGACUUCAGUCUUCCCAACCUAUGACGCAGAAGCACGCUUACUAUAUCAUCAACAAGUACAAGCCAACAUUUACCAUGACGAGCCCGAACAUGUUAACUACUCUUUUCAAGACAGGAGAUCGUGAGAUAUGUGACUUCACCUGUUUCGAACUCAUUAUUGCGGGAGGAAGUGGCGUUCAUCCUAGUCUAGUUAAGCAAAUGAAGGAAGUUAUGCCCAACACAAAAGUAAUGGUUAUGUACGGCUUAAGUGAGUUAUCAGGAAUGGCUUUUAACUAUGAUGGAUGUCGGCCGACGUCGCUUGGCAGGCCAAUACAGAGCGUAAAAGCAAGGCUUGUAGACCCUGCUACGCUCGAAGACAUAACAGAGCCAAAUGUAACCGGAGAAUUCUGGGUCAAAGGACCCACUGUUUUUAAGGGAUAUUAUAACAAACCAGACAUAACAGCGCAAGCUCUGGUCGAAGGAGGUUGGCUGAGGACCGGGGACAUGAUGUAUAGAGACGCUGCCUACAACUUCUACUAUGUUGACCGUCUGAAGCUGUUACUUAAAUAUAGAAAUCACCAGAUAUCUCCAUUAGAAAUAGAGAGCGUAAUAAUAAAGCACCCAGACGUGUUCGAAGUAGCGGUCACUGGAAUAAAACACGAGGAGCACGGAGAUCUGCCAGUUGCCUGCGUUGUUCUUUACGAGGGAUCCAAGGUCACAGCACAAGAAAUCAAAGAUUUUGUUAAAGAAUCACUGACCGACUCGAAACAACUGAGAGGUGGAGUAAUAUUCUUGAAAGAGUUGCCACUGACGUCCACUUCGAAGAUUGAUAGACAAAAACUUCGAAAGUUGGUUUAUUCGUUGCCCCGAGAGUAAUGGAGCUACUUUUGUGAUGCAUAGAUUGAACUAACGCGACAUGGGUUUCAAAAAUCUUGG